UUCACCGAUCAAUUAAACAUUUUAUUUUUACUAAAAAGAUUUUAAUGUUGAAAAGGGACAUUAGACCUUAGAAAAUCACAAAAUUUAACAAAAAGUUGUACAGGAUCUUACCGUUCGUAAGAUAUGAUGAUCUACAGUUGUGUUUUGACUGUAUUUCUAGUACCUGUGCUUAGCAAAGAUGGAGGAUGCCAUGUGAACGACUGGCCACAUUCGUGCCAAGCCAACUUUAUAGUAGGAGCUCAGAGAUGUGAACCAUGCGAGUCAGGUCGUUACGGUUGUAAUUGUUCAGACUCCUGUCCAGAUAAUACAUAUGGAUCAGGAUGUUACCAAGUUUGUAACUGCUCUGAUGAGGAAUUCUGUGAUCAUGUUAAUGGCUGUACAAAGAACAGAACUACAGUUUCAAAAAAAUCUACAGGUAGACUCCCAAUUGAAUCUUCUUCUGUUACUCCAUACAAAGAAGGUGUAUACGUGACAUCAUCAAGACAACUGUUAGGUGGAAAUCCUUUAAUGAACCUAACAAUGUCCCUGGUAGUUUCAUCCGUUAUUGUAAUUGUCUCUAGUACAUUGUUUGUUUGUAUUUUAAUCAGAGUAAGCAUAUGCUACUACAAGCGUAAAUAUAGUAAAUUAUUAAAUCAGUUGCAAUCCAACGAAAUUAGAGCUGAAGACACGAACAUAUAUUCUGACUACGAUUACACUGAUUAUAGAGGAACUCCAAGUAGCAAUCCUCUCCAUACUGAAAAGAACAUAUAUGACCAGUCUAACAGAGUGAGUUACGAUAUUCUCGUCCUAAGGAAUCAGUCAUCGACAGUAAAUAUCUAUGACUCAGAUUGCAAUUCUGAUAUUAUACCACCGUGUUCAAAGCCAGUUUACGAAUCUUUGCCUAUCAAUCAUGCAAAAAAGGAUUUGGAGUUUGAAUUAGAGCCAGAGUGUCUGUUGAAUCUCUUCAAAGAGGAAGAGAAGGACGUGUCCCCUUGUCACUUAUCAAAUCUGGAUAAUGUGCAAUCUGAGUUCAUUAGUGAAACAAAACUUUAGAUUUUGAUGUUUUCAUUUUAAUAUGAUACAUUAUUAAAAUCAAAGUCAACAAUAUCUCUCUCUCUCUCUCUCUCUCUCUCUCUCUCUCUCUCUCUC
Magallana angulata is the source of this 1128-nucleotide messenger RNA. Its product is annotated as protein draper-like. The record is from RefSeq and is a predicted model, not a curated record. The coding region runs from base 124 to 1032 and encodes 302 amino acids. NCBI's taxonomy places the organism in Eukaryota, Metazoa, Mollusca, Bivalvia, Ostreida, Ostreidae. The transcript has 6 exons.